This is a messenger RNA of Myxocyprinus asiaticus (Chinese sucker), 2049 nucleotides long. It is a transcript of the gene csgalnact1b, whose product is annotated as chondroitin sulfate N-acetylgalactosaminyltransferase 1b. Bases 244 to 1809 code for a protein of 521 amino acids. Lineage: Eukaryota; Metazoa; Chordata; Actinopteri; Cypriniformes; Catostomidae. The transcript is spliced from 8 exons. Gene Ontology annotation, cellular component: Golgi cisterna membrane. The record is from RefSeq and is a predicted model, not a curated record. Gene Ontology annotation, molecular function: glucuronosyl-N-acetylgalactosaminyl-proteoglycan 4-beta-N-acetylgalactosaminyltransferase activity.
GUGCUUAUAAGAUCAAUCUUUAUCUUAAGUGAGGAAUCAAGAACACGGUAAAGCCUUUAGAAAACGCUGGAGUCUCAGACACUUUUUGGCAUCAAGAAUCCGGAACCAAAUUUAUGGAGGAAAUAACAUGAUGUUGAAAGAGUUUUUAUUGGAAUCAGUCUGCAUUAUCUGACCAAACUUGUGGCUCGUUAGUUACAAAGCAAUCGUACAAUUUCACCCACUGUUGUCCUGUUGCAGUCAGUCAUGCUGAAGAGAUGGUUUCUCGUCUUGACACACAGCAGGCGUGUUAUUCUUGUGUUGAUGUUCUGCUGUGUGUUGCUCCUCUAUUGUCUGGCCUGCAGAACACACAACCAAAGACCUCAACACCAAACCUGGCCAGGACACACGGUGGCUGGAAAGACAUACAAGGUUUUACUGCAACAUCAUGAGGAGCAGUAUCUUCAGUACACCAACAACCUAACCAAACGAAUCUCCCAGCUGAAGAAAGAGCUGCAGGAGCGGAGCAGACAGCUGCAGAGGUCUGUGGAACAAGCUGCCAUCAUAUUCCCGCUGGAUCAUGGGGACAAAAGCCCUUCAGAGCUGGAGGAGUUUCUGCAGAAACAGCUCCAACGUUCAGAGGUCCACACAGGUGAACGGGUGCCGAAUGAGUUUGCUGUUCUGCCAUUUGAAAGUUUCACCCUUCACAGAGUGUAUCAGUUGGAGAUGGGCCUCACACAACACCCAGUGGAAAGACCGUUCCGUCCAGACCGCAGGAAUGAGCUGAACGGAGCAUUAGAAGCUGCGUUACAUGUGCUGAAUGAACCGCAGGUUGGAGACACACAGCGCAGAAGGAUUUACUCACCUAAAGAUUUCUUGGAGGGAAUCUUUCGCACAGAAAAAGACAAAGGAACGAUAUAUGAUCUUGCAUUCCGAGAAAACAGCGUUCCAGACUUCAGAAGACUCGUUUUCUUCCGUCCAUUUGCACCACUGAUGAAAGUUAAGGAUGAAUUAGUUGACACGUCCAAAAUCCUUAUAAACAUAAUUGUACCACUGACCAAGAGAGUGGACACAUUCAGGCAAUUUAUGCAGAAUUUCAGUGAAGCUGGCAUUCGUCAGGAUGGAAGAACGCAUCUUACCGUGGUUUUUUUUGGGUCAGAAAAGCUGGAUGAAGUGAAAGGAAUUCUGGACUUAAUAUCAAGGAGGUUGAACUACAAGAACAUCACUCUGAUUCAUCUACAUGAAGAGUUCUCCAGAGCUCGAGGGCUGGAGGUCGGUGUUCGAGGGUGGAAGCACAGCAAUGUUCUCCUCUUCUUCUGUGAUGUGAAUGUUCGAUUUACUGCAGAGUUCCUAAAAUCCUGCCGAAUGAAUGCAGAACCAGGUAAAAAAGUGUUUUAUCCAGUGAUGUUCAGUCAGUAUAAUCCAGAGGUCCUCUAUGGUCACAGUAUUCCUCGUGUUGAAGAACAGCUGGUGAUCAGAAAAGAUUUUGGAUUCUGGAAAGAUUAUGAUUUCAGGAUGACGUGUCUGUACAGAUCAGAUUUCAUAAACAUCGGUGGAUUUGAUCUGACAAAGGAUCGUGCUACAGAUGACGUACAUCUCUACAGGAAGUUCCUUCACAGCGGUCUGCUGGUGGUGCGCGCUCCGUCACGUGGGCUGUUUCACAUGUGGCAUGAGAUACUCUGUCCUGAGCAUUUAUCUGCUGAAACAUUUAAAUUGUGUUUGCAGUCUAAAGCCAUGAAUGAAGCGCCUCACAGUCAUCUGAGCAAACUGCUCUUCCAGCAACACAUCAACAAUCAAAUGCACAAAUACAACAAACACAACGUAAAGCCAUGAGGAACAAUUUUAUACACUUCUACUAUUGUCUGAAAACAAACACUUUAACACUUUCGCAUAGUUACCCACAGGACUUUAAAGUCACAAAAUGUGAGUGAUCUUUGUUAAUUCAUUGUUUGUUUGAGGCUAACCAUAAAAUCGCCCGCUCAUGGAGUAAUGAAUUAAGUUCUGGUGUUUCUCAAUGGAUUAAAGAGAAUGAGCUUGAGUCCCGCUUUAGAAAACACUACUUAUUUUAUGAUA